UAUAUCCGAUGAGAUUGUUAGGUGUAUGGCCACUAUGAGAUGGAUCGCUCAGAGGCUGAGCCCCCAGCAGUGGUAGAGGACGGGUCAGUGUCUCUCCGGCUUGUGGAAGGAUCGGACUAUCUCAGAGUGUUACAUUGUUUCCACUUUAUACAGAGAGAGAUCGGGGAGAGCUGCUGAGCCAGAGACCUGCUGCACCGGCGCACAGUGACACCGCACACUCCCACCGACACCACACACACAUAUACACACACUGACACACAGACACAUCUCCCACCAGCCCAGGGAGGGGAAGCAACGAGUCAGGGCCGCUCCAUACAAUCUGCUGCCUGUGUGAGUGAAGAUGGCGGCUCCCAUCCCUGCCAAGCCAGGCACUGUAGGGGGAGGCAGCAAACCUGCGUCCCCGGAGCUGGAUUUCAGGUCUGGAGCCAGGAUCGAAGAAUUAAACAAACUCAUCCAGGAAUUCAGCAAGCAUGAUCAGAGGGAAUAUGAUGACCAGAGAGCCCUGGAGAUCCACACAGCCAAGGACUUCAUCUUCUCCAUGCUAGGCAUGGUCCAGAAACUCGACCAGAAGUUGCCUGUAGCAAAUGAGUACUUGCUGCUUUCUGGUGGUGUUCGGGAAGGAGUUGUAGACUUGGAUCUUGAUGAAUUGAAUGUUUAUGCUCGUGGAACCGAUUAUGACAUGGAUUUUACCCUUCUUGUGCCAGCUUUAAAGCUUCAUGACCGAAACCAACCAGUCACACUUGAUAUGCGUCACUCUGCCCUGUGUCACUCAUGGCUUAGCCUUCGAUUGUUUGAUGAAGGGACAAUCACAAAGUGGAAAGACUGUUGUACAAUUGUUGAUCAUAUCAAUGGCGCCACUAACUAUUUCUUCUCCCCUACAAAAGUUGCUGACUGGUUUCACGAGUCAAUCAGUAUCGUUCUGUCUGAAAUUCAGAAGAAACCUCAGAGAGGAAUGCCCAAGGUGGAGAAGGUAGAAAAGAAUGGCACGAUUAUAUCCAUCAUUUUAGGUGUUGGCAGCAGUCGCAUGCUGUAUGAUAUUGUUCCUGUGGUCUCGUUCAAAGGGUGGCCAGCUGUAGCACAGAGCUGGCUAAUGGAAAACCACUUUUGGGAUGGCAAGAUUACAGAGGAAGAAGUCAUUAGCGGCUUUUAUUUAGUGCCAGCUUGCUCCUAUAAGGGUAAGAAAGAUAAUGAAUGGAGAUUGUCAUUUGCCAGAAGCGAGGUGCAGUUGAAGAAGUGCAUUUCCAGCAGCCUAAUGCAAGCCUAUCAAGCUUGUAAAGCCAUAAUCAUAAAGCUUUUAUCAAGACCAAAAGCUAUCAGUCCAUACCAUCUGCGUAGUAUGAUGCUGUGGGCUUGUGAUAGACUCCCAGCUAAUUACUUAGCUCAGGAAGAUUAUGCAGCCCAUUUCCUUUUGGGACUUAUUGAUGAUCUGCAGCAUUGCUUAGUAAACAAAAUGUGCCCCAACUACUUUAUUCCUCAAUGCAAUAUGCUAGAGCACCUUUCAGAGGAUACAGUGAUUUUACAUGCUAGAAAGCUGUCUUCUGUGAGAUCAGACCCUACAGAACACCUUCGGACAGCCAUUGAACAUGUCAAGGCUGCCAACCGACUCACCCUGGAUCUCCAGAGGAGAGGAAGCACCACUAGCAUACCAUCCCCACAGUCUGAUGGAGGAGACAAUAACCAACCGGACGAUCGGUUAGCCAAAAAAUUGCAACAGCUAGUAACUGAAAACCCAGGAAAGUCUAUCUCUGUCUUCAUCAACCCUGACGAUGUUACCAGGCCUCAUUUUAGGAUUGAUGACAAGUUUUUCUGAGAAUGUCCGAUGCAUUCAUUAAGACUUCAUGUGUAAUCUGUGUGAUGUCUUGUUUUUACAUAUCCAGCUUAGCUUGGAUCUGUCAAGAACAAUAUGAAAUUUUUAAUCCUGUUUGUGCAGGACUUUGCAAAAUUUGAAACAGUAUAUUACUAUUUCAUAUGCUGCUUUGAUCAUUUUUUUUUUUUUUAGGUUUUAAGGGAGAACAUGAGCCUUAAUGACCAUUUUAUGUUUGCUAUUGUGUCUAUUUAAUUGAUAUACAUGUUGAAAAUUCAGAUAUAUGUUUUGGAAAUAAAUUAAUUCCAUUGGGCUUCCAUUGUUUUAAGUAUACAUGUACCAACAACUUUGGCUAUCAAGCUGGGCCUAUUUACAUUUCCCAUUGUGCCAAGUAAAUUUCCUGAAAGUUCUGGGUCAUCAGUCACGUCAAGACAAACUCGCUUGGCACAAUAAACUAGCUUGUCAGCAAAUGUUGUUCUUACAAAACUAAGCAUAUUAAAUAAUUAAGAGCAAUUGUGAUGUCCUAAGUGCAAUAUAAUACAGCAACCAAAGGUAUUUACUGAAAGCAGGCCUUGUUUGUAAAGAUAUCACUUUGAACAUUUAUAGAAAACUUUUAGGGCUCACUCACACUUGCCCACACAUAAAUCAAGUAUUUUUCCUGUACAGGCUGGUGUUCACACUGUACAGACAGUAGGGGGCAGUGCCUUGCUUUUGUACAAUCUAGGUCCGGCCAUAGAUGCUCAAUGGCAGACAGUGUUGACAGAGGAAUCCCUACCAUAGAGCCAUUGUGUUCUCCCGAUGGGUGCAGUCGUCCCUUUUGGGAGAACAAUGAUUAUUGCUAGCGGCUAAAACAGUGUAUAUGUAAUGUAAAACCUUCUAGGCUGGUUGUACCCAAGUUGAUCACUUGGUCAGCUUAAGGGGUGGUUUACCUUUGGAAACCCUAUUUUUUUUUUUGUUUCAAUUGUUUGCUGCAGUGCAUAGAAAGGAACGGAUGGUUGGAGAUUUCAGAGGAACAUUGGUGAGAUGUGGAAAAUUGCAGACAUGCUGUAUUUUCCACACCUCUGUGCUUCAUUGUAGCAUUAACAGGGCACAAAGAAAACAAUUGUUUUUGGUUUGUCCUUGUGGUGACCUCCAUUUUUCAGAUUUAGAAAAACGCUGCUUUCCACACAAGUGUGGACAAACCCCUGCUGAGAAAAAUAUACCUUCUGAUAUUGUGUGACCUCUCCUUUUAAAAAGGAUAGUUAUCUGGGUCUCAUGUUGACUUCAGUGAUUUGUGUCACGCUCCCAAAACAAGCAAAUUAAGAGUUUGCACUUGCAUGCUUGUUCAAGGCAAUAAAACAUAUUACUACAGCUAGUUAGUAUGACCAUCAAGCAAGUAGAGUUGUCAGAAAGAGGUCAGGUGUGCUAGCAUCCAUUUUUCUCUAAUAAUAGGCUUCCUCUAAGCUGCACUGCCCAUUUUGGUAAAAACAAUACUCAUGUUAUAUUCUUGUGCUGCUGUGGUAUUAAGAAUGCUAAACCAAUCGCACCUCCUUAGCAUGUCUCUGUGCAGUGUGGCAUUGCUCCGAUACCGGUGCUAAUACUGAACGAGUACUUGUACGCAUGCAAAUGUUCCGAAUCACACUGAUCUGCAGCUUUAUAUUCGCACUGAAGUAGCACAAUUUUAAUGCCACCCCGAUGUGAACCAUGGCUUACAGUUCCUUAAAAAUUAUUACAGUUUCUUUAUAAUUAUAAAGGAUUGGUAAUUGGUAUCGGUGAGUACUUGAGAAAAAUUAUCGGUACUUCAACUUGGUUUUAAAAAAACUGAUAUUGGCGCACCCCUAUUGCAUUGUGUGGAUAUGUAAAUAUGGCAGCUCUAGAACAUAUUAGGAACAUGAAUAGGAAAUCCAGACCAAUGUUUGGGUCAGAAAGUGGCACUAGCAACAUUGGCAUGCAAAUGAGUUGACAAAGUAUAUUAUUCUUUUAAAUGAUCCUAUAGCAAGGCCUUCUUAAUGUAGGUCAGAUCAGUGAAGCUGAAUUUCUGUUUGGUUGCUGUCCAUUGAUGCACUUUGCACAUUACUCUUUGUCUUUUUGAACAAGCCCGUUUGUGUUAUUUUGGAAAAUACUCUAAAGUUGGGUAUAUACUGUAUACAUUCACUUUCUCUGUAAAGUUUAAAAAAAGCUCCAUCACUUAAGGAACCUUAAAUUGAGUAAACCAUCUCAGAUCAUGUAUUACUGAACUGAUCGUACUUUGAAUUCAAAGAUUUCAUUCCAAAGAUUGCUUUAGUCUUAAAAUGAUUCACCCGUCUCUGAGAUUCUAGGUACAGUCUCACUUGUGUGGGAAGAUGUAAAAAUGUUAUAUUUGAAAUGCUAGAAGUUUUCUGACAAGAUUCCACUAACAUUUUGUUCUGCUGAAAUGUAUAGCUUGUGCAGUCUGCUUUCUUUACCGGAAGAAUGUCAUUCACCAUGUGCUGUGUAAUGUUCUGCUAAGGUUGUCUUAUUUUUCUUGCCAGUUCUGUGGAAGAUAUAAGCAGUAAUGGCUUACAAUAAAUUCUUCUAAAGUGGCAUUUCA
Messenger RNA from Rana temporaria (common frog), 4352 nucleotides. RefSeq names its product Mab-21 domain containing 2 (gene MB21D2). The record is from RefSeq and is a predicted model, not a curated record. The transcript has 2 exons. The coding region runs from base 341 to 1810 and encodes 489 amino acids. NCBI's taxonomy places the organism in Eukaryota, Metazoa, Chordata, Amphibia, Anura, Ranidae.